AUGCAUCAACAACUACAGCUGGCGGUGGCUCUGGCGGUGGUGCUGCUGUUUGCGGGGUCAUCCGCGGCCUUGGCCGAGCCAUGGGCCUUGACGGCGGGCGAAGCGGCCUGCCCGGAGCUGCCGUAUUGCAAGAACAGCUACGACGUGUGCCUGGCCUACGCCGCGGGCUCCUACUUUGUGGGUCCCGACUCCCCGCCCUUUGUCAACUCCACCUCUCCCCAACGCCAGCUCGCCGCCGCCCCAUUCCGCUUCGACGGCGAGGGCUCGUUCGAGGGUCUGUCGAUGAUCUUCUCGCGGAAGAAGAGUGAUGAUGCCGUGUUCAGCCUGGCGGUGUUCUUCUACGAGGCCAAUGCCACCAACCCGUCGCUCCCGGGCGACGUGCUGCCCGGGUGGGAGGGCGGGCGGGCGAUCCAGGUGAGCAGGAGCGACAAUGUGUCGCCGGCGGGGGCCACGAUCACGGCCCCGUUCUACCGCGUGGCCGGCGCCAUCACGCCCUCGUUCAACCUCUCCGCGGGCACCUACUUCCUCUCGGUGGCCAGCUUCGGCUCCAAGCCCUCCAGCAAUGACGGCUCCUACCGCAUCGCCGGCAGCAACAUCACCGGCACCCACUUCGCCGCCUACCUCGGCAUCCGGCCGAAGGGCACCAUCUACCCGGCCCUCCAGGUCAACGCCACCGACGCCUGGACCGUACCCGACCCCAGGGGCGUCCUCGCCUGCGUCUGGCCCACGGGGACGGUGCACCGACCGCAGGGCGGCAACACCACCAACACCACCACCACCACGGCGGGCAACACCACCACCACGGCGGGCACCACCACCACCACCACCACGGCGGGCAACACCACCACCACCACCGGCGGAUCUGGCGGUGGCUCGAAUCCGACGGACUACCUGGUGCGCUACCCGCUCGCCACGGACCUCAACAGCCUGAGCCCUGCCGGGUUCAUCUCCGGCGUCUCUGCAACCCUCCAGCUGCCGCUCGACGCCCAGAUCGAGAUCGUCGCGGCCCGCCGUGCCCAAGUGACGAUCACGACCAGCAGCGCUGAGAGGGCGUCCGCUGCUGCGGAGCAGGGUACGCUGCUGGACUUCUUCGUCUCCGGUACCGACGGGGCCUCCUUCAUGGAAAAGGCCCUCAGCGCCAAGCUCGCCGAUCUGCGCGCCAACAACGUGUCCAUCGCCUCGGCUCCCACCACCGUCACCGCCGACGCCUCCUCCGGCGCCCUCCUCCGCCCCGCGGCCUUGGUCUCCGUCGUCGUUGAGCACCUCCUCCUCCUCCCGUGGUGA
This is a messenger RNA of Acanthamoeba castellanii str. Neff, 1284 nucleotides long. RefSeq lists its product as uncharacterized. NCBI's taxonomy places the organism in Eukaryota, Discosea, Longamoebia, Acanthamoebidae. The coding region runs from base 1 to 1284 and encodes 427 amino acids. The transcript is spliced from 5 exons. The record is from RefSeq and is a predicted model, not a curated record.